Acinonyx jubatus (cheetah) is the source of this 3608-nucleotide messenger RNA. It is a transcript of the gene DDIT4L, whose product is annotated as DNA damage inducible transcript 4 like. Lineage: Eukaryota; Metazoa; Chordata; Mammalia; Carnivora; Felidae. Gene Ontology annotation, biological process: negative regulation of signal transduction. Bases 1292 to 1873 code for a protein of 193 amino acids. The record is from RefSeq and is a predicted model, not a curated record. The transcript has 3 exons. Gene Ontology annotation, cellular component: cytoplasm.
GUGGCUUAGUGACUUUUAAAGAAAACAUAAUGUUUGGCCUCCUGCUCAUGGGUUGUGCGAGCAGGUUGACUCUGCGCGACUCCUGUGUCUGUCGGUGCGCUCGGUUCGGGAAAUGAGCAGCAAGCCACACACGGAUUAUUCCUACCUAGCAGGUUCUAAAACUCCGUUAUCUCCAUCGCCCAAGCCCCUUUAAGGCUGCCCGAGACCGGGCUUCUCCCCCUAACAGGGCUCGCCAGAUAUGUCUGCCUCGGGGAAUGACAAUCGCUCCUGACGAUCAGGAGGGUGGAAGAAGCCGCUAAAGUCCCACUAAUGGUUUUGCUUUUAGUUCUGUUGGCAAACUCCCCUUCAUUCAAGCUCCCGGCGCUCUGGAGCCAGGUCUAAUUAGAAGAGUCCCAGGUUCACCCUUCUCGCGGAGAAAACGCAUUAAUCAUGGAUGAAACCGCAGGAAGGGUGCCGGGAGCUCAGGGGAAGAUGAAGCCCUUCCGAAAAUGCUGGAGAGCCUCCGAAGCGGAAGAGGCAAACUAGAUCUGACCGCGGCCCGAAGGGGAGGAGGUAGAAACCAGGGACCUACACCGAGUACAGUUGACUUGGUUGGAGGCCUCAGCUAAGUGCAUAAAUGACGCUCCCUGAACAUCCAAGCAGACAUAAGCAAAGUGUUCAGUAUGACACAGCAAAGCCUCGAGCCACGGCAAUGGACGGAAAGGGCGGAAAGCCUCCAGCCGCCCGGGACAGAAUCUGAACAGGGCACAGGCAGCACGAGAGUGUGCGCGCGCGCUGGGGGUGGGGUCGCGCCAAAGAAUCCGAGUUAGUGGUGGAAGGGGAGUGGUCAGUUUUUGGAGAGUCGUGCACCGGGAAUUGCGGACUCGGUGACCUGCGGCCCACCCAGGAAACAGCAGGUGUCUACCCUGCUGCGAGCUUAUCCUCAACUUCCUAGCGGCUCCUCUUGGGCUGCUGCAAGAGUCAGGGUUGAAUUGCGAACCGACCCCGGGAAGGGCGGGGCGCAGGGCCGCAGAGGGGUGGUGCAGGUGGGCGGGCCGCGCCUGGGUGAGAAGGCUGGGCCUAUAAAGUGCUCUCGGCCCAAGGGGCUAUGCUGCUCGUCGGAGCGGGUGCUACGUGGGCUUGGGGCUGAUCGCUGCUCGGGUCUGCAGGUCCCUGAGUCUCCGAGAGAGGAGGAGAGUGCCUGCCUCCGUUUACCCCGCAGCUCAGCCGGCGAGCGCGCCCGCCCCAAGGAACCCCAGGCAGCGCCCCGGAAAGGCCAUUCCGCCCCGCGAGGGAAACGGAGCCGUUGACCAUGGUUGCAACUGGCAGUUUGAGCAGUAAGAACCCGGGCAGCAUUUCAGAGUUGCUGGACCAUGGCUUCCACCCGGGGAGCCUGCUGAACGAUUUUGACUACUGGGAUUAUGCUGUUCCUGAACCCAACCUCAAUGAGGUGAUAUUUGAGGAGACGACUUGCCAGAGUCUGGUUAAAAUGCUGGAAAACUGUCUGUCCAAAUCAAAGCAAACCAAACUUGGUUGCUCAAGAGUCCUUGUCCCUGAGAAACUGACCCAGAGAAUCGCUCAAGAUGUCCUGCGGCUUUCCUCCACGGAGCCCUGUGGCCUGCGAGGCUGUGUUAUGCACGUGAACUUGGAAAUUGAAAACGUAUGUAAAAAGCUGGAUAAGAUUGUGUGUGAUUCGAGCGUGGUGCCCACUUUUGAGCUCACACUUGUCUUUAAGCAGGAGAACUGCUCAUGGACUAGCUUCAGGGACUUUUUCUUCAGCCGAGGUCGCUUCUCAUCUGGCCUCAGGCGGACUCUGAUCCUGAGUUCAGGAUUCCGCCUCGUUAAGAAAAAGCUUUACUCCUUGAUUGGAACAACAGUCAUUGAGGAGUGCUGAGGAGGAAACAUUUUAAAGGCCCUUCUUACAAUUGGAUAAUAAAACUGCGCAGCUGCCCCCUGAGAGUCAUUUGUAGUCACCCUGCCUGCUCUCAACGAGAAACCCCACACUGAGUCAUCUCCCUUCCAUGCCUCCACGUUGACAGCAACCCAACUAAAAAGCUGAUUGAUUUCAUGGCCUUUGAGAAGGGACCCGAGAAAGCGUACAUUCUCUGCCUGUAUCACAUGUUUUCACAAAAUGGCAUGGAAUAAAAGAAGCAAUCCACUUUAGUUUUCCGUGUGACCUCGCUUUUUCCAGGUAGUCUUGCUAAAGAGACUGUAAACCAACUGUGCCUAGUUUGAUUUUCAUAUGGCUUUUUUUUCUAUAUGUUUCCACAGCGAUCCUUUCAGUCACAGAAACUUAAUGAUGCUUAGCCUGUCAAAACUUCCAGCGGCCCACACCAGUUUCCUGCCCCGACUCAAAUAUGAAGGGUGCCUAGACUGGAGGGUAGAAUGUAGUGGGCGAACUUAAUUAAAAGUUAACCCCGUGCAGGAGUGAAGAGGCAGUGUCACAUCAAGAACAGAGCUCCUUCCGUUUCUUUGCAUCCUGUCUGUGCUUCUUUUUCUAAGAGGCAGCGAAAGUGCGUAUUGUCAUUUCAGUCACCACGGUGUUGUUUUAGAUAUGGUACGCGACAGGCUCCCUUUUUCUAGUGCUCAAGUAUUGACCGUUAUUUUUCAACUCGAAAAGUGGAAAGUGUUGAACUGAUUUUUUUGGCAUCUAGUUGAUUACUCCUCCACUGGUGAAUGUGUAUGGGGCCAGGAAGUGAGUUCCCAGAUCCACUUCCUUUAUCAUUUGCUUGAUAAUGUAGCUUCUUUUCAUUAUUACGUAUGCUUAACCUCAGACGAAGCCUCUCACUGUGUCGGUGUUAUCUGGCGCUGGCUUCUCCUGGGAACCGAAGUGUCUCUCCUUAACCUGAAUCUUCAAAGGAGAUACGUACAUGCUACCACUUUUCAUUAUCGAGAUGAGCCUAUUAAGUCCGCUUUGUCUUUGGAUAUCUGCUUUAUAGUACGGACUAGAGAAUGAAAAUCAUGGUCUAGCUAACCAGGUUUCUUCAGCCUUGGAUACCCGUCCCUGGAGAACAAGAAAGACCUGGUUUUUUUCUUAUUCCAACGUGCUAGAUCACUAGCCAUCCUUGUUUAAUCGUAGAGUGUAGCCUCCCCACUGUGGUAUUCAAUUCAGCAAGACCCUCACAUUUUUGCCCGAAGUCACCUAUAAGGAGUUUAUUCAGGUCUCCCGCCCAAAUUAUUAGUGCUGCUUUACAUAACUGAGGCCAGGCUCUCGUAGGGACAAAUGUCUUCAUCCUGGCGUUACUCAAAAGCAGGCGCGGCUGAUCCCAUAAGUGACCUAAAACUUAACUAUUCAAAUCAGCAAGCGGUCUAACAAAUCAAACUCUUCCUGUUUGGAAAGAUACCGCAAAGCUGAUCUUUAUAGGACUGGGCCAAGAUAAGUCAACCUUGUUUGCAUGUCUGUUAUUGUUUAGGGCUGCAAAGGUCACUGUGAUUCCUUGCGCAUGGCUUCUCGGGUGUGGAUGUAGAACCGCUGUCCUUCUUCCACUAACAGUUGUCAUUUGUCAUUGACUCGUGUCUUUUGUGCUCAUAAAAUGGUUGAUGGCUUAUGGAGAGUCUGAAAUUAAUAUUCCUGUUCAAGGAAAUUAAAGUUUGUCUAUUUUUGACAAUAAAGCUUCAUAUAUUUUUAA